This is a messenger RNA of Pistacia vera, 1026 nucleotides long. RefSeq names its product protein FAR1-RELATED SEQUENCE 6-like. Bases 1 to 1026 code for a protein of 341 amino acids. Lineage: Eukaryota; Viridiplantae; Streptophyta; Magnoliopsida; Sapindales; Anacardiaceae. The record is from RefSeq and is a predicted model, not a curated record. The transcript has 4 exons. Gene Ontology annotation, biological process: regulation of DNA-templated transcription.
AUGAAAGCAUAUUAUGAGAAGUCCUUGAAGAGGACAAAUUGUCCUGCUAGGUUAAACGCGGUUCUAAAAUCUAAUGGAAAGUGGCAGGUUACAAAAGUUCAGACAAACCACAAUCAUGAUUUGGAUACAUCAAUGUGUAGGCUCAUGGCAGGGCAUAAGAAUUUGAAUCCUGAAGUGAGGAGAAAUCGAGAGGCUAAUGAUAUUGCUGGGUUCAGGCCUUGCAAAAGCACUAGGUUGCUUGAAGUCCAAUAUGCAAUGGGAGACAUUCAUCCAAAAGCCAUAAUCAGUGAUCAAUGUGAAAGUAUCAAGAAAGCCAUCUUAGAAAUCAUGUCCAAUAUUGUUCAUAUAUCUUGCUUGUGGCAUAUUCUAUGUAAAGUCCCAAAGAAGUUUAGGAGUAUUGCAAAUUAUGAUAUUGUAGUUCAUGAGUUUAAAGCUAUCAUAUAUGACAACUUAACUGUUGAGAUGUUUGAGAGCAAUUGGGAUGGUUUCAUGGAGAGGCAUGGGCUGCAGGGAAAUGAAUGGUUGUUGAAGCUUUUCAGGGAGAGGACAAAUUGGGUGCCAAUCUAUUUGAACAACAUAUUAUGGGUUGGAAUGCUAUCAACUCAAGGGGAUGAGGUCAUGCAUGCAUAUUUUGAUGGAAGUAAAGAUAUAGUGCUUAAGUGCAUUUAUGAAUUUGAAUUGGAGAGGCAGUUUCAGCGAGCAUUCACAAACGGAAUGUUCAGGGUUGUUCAAGACGAGAUAAGGCGCAUGUUGUACUGCAAUGUAACUCCACAUAUCGAUGAGGAAGUGCAGAACAAGUUGGAGUACUUGGACAAGAGGUUGGAAGACUUAAAGGCAGAAUUGUUGAAUUGGCAAGAUGGGAUGAAUGUGCAAGAAGAGAACUCAAAUGACGUUAUUGUGAGGCAACUAGAUGAUGAUAAUAGGGGAAGAAAUACAAUUGUCUUUGAUAUAUUUGUGACUUGGAGUCGUAGAUGUCCACGGAGUAAUGAUACAGAUCACGACGCGAACUCUGCCAAAAUAAUGUAG